AUGCCCUUUAUGAGUGACUACUGGAAAUUUCUUGGAAAUUCCCUCUAUGGUUCAUUUCUGUCCCGCCCCCGAAAAUAUCGGAACAUUGUCUUGUGCAAGACAAAGAAAGAAUUUCUGAAACACACAAGAAAACCGAGCUACAAAAAUUUCAGAAUCUUUGCCCAGAAUUUCUGUGCUGUAGAGUGCCUGAAAAAGGAAGUGACACUGUCUCAGCCCAUCUUUGUGUCGAGCUUCGUGCUAGACCAUUCAAAGCUACACUUAACCAAAUUGUUUUGGGAGUUGAAAUCACACUUUUCUACUGAAAAAGGGAAAAAUCUCCAGACGCUCCAGUUUGACACUGACUCUCUGAUAAUAAAGGUCACUACAGAGGAACUGGAAAAAGAUUUAAUGAAACUUAGUCAUUUAUUUGACUUCUCCAGCCUGCCAGAGUGGCAUGCAUUGUACGACGCCUCCAGGAAGAAAGUUCCCGGGUUGUUAAAGAUUGAGCUUGGCGGGCGCGUGAUUACUGAGAUGGUCGCGGUAAAAAGUAAAGUCUACGCCAUCCGUCAUCUCCCGUGGAAAAAGCCUACCCACCUAGGGGUCGACGGUGUCGACGUCCCGCCCGUGCCAGCCCGAUCCGGUCCGACGCGGGCCGGCGUGACUAGUCCGGCGGCAGCCGACACUCAACUGACACGAGAGGAGAGAGAGAGAGAGGGGGGUCAAGAGGAGGAGCAGGAGGGGUGGGGUGUAAUGAGGAGGUGUAAAGGAAUCCCAUCUUCAACAUUAAACAAAGAUGUCGCCUUCAGAGACUACAAAAAUUGUAUUUUUGAAGGAUUCAAAAAAGAAGUCACUUUUUUCGCUAUUCAAAGCGAUGGUUAUUACAACGUGCACACAGUACAGCAAAGGAAGAGCUGCCUUUCAGCAUUUGAUAAUAAGCGAAAGAUACUAGAGGACGGCCUGACCACGAUCCCUUUCGUAAUCGAUUUAGAGGGCCGCGAGACAAAUUGGCCAGAGCCUAAUGACGACCCCGGCUCUGAGAACCUUCAGACUCUAAUUGAACUGAUGGAGACGAACGCUCAUGUGUGAGGUCACAUGUGACACCCGGCGCGGGCCGGCGGGCGGCGCGGGGCGGACGGC
Messenger RNA from Frankliniella occidentalis (western flower thrips), 1116 nucleotides. RefSeq lists its product as uncharacterized. The transcript has a single exon. The coding region runs from base 1 to 1065 and encodes 354 amino acids. NCBI's taxonomy places the organism in Eukaryota, Metazoa, Arthropoda, Insecta, Thysanoptera, Thripidae. The record is from RefSeq and is a predicted model, not a curated record.